Molecule: messenger RNA, 1465 nt
Organism: Sitodiplosis mosellana (orange wheat blossom midge)
Lineage: Eukaryota; Metazoa; Arthropoda; Insecta; Diptera; Cecidomyiidae
Product: vascular endothelial growth factor receptor 1-like
Exons: 5
Coding region: 104-745 (213 amino acids)
Biological process (GO): multicellular organism development; positive regulation of kinase activity; cell surface receptor protein tyrosine kinase signaling pathway
Cellular component (GO): signaling receptor complex
Molecular function (GO): transmembrane receptor protein tyrosine kinase activity; ATP binding
Source: RefSeq, a predicted model, not a curated record
AAUUUCGUCAUCAUUAGCUAUUAUCAUCAUCGUUGUAACACUGAGUUCAGUAAUUGUUAUAUGCAUUGUUGUCUUAUCCCUACGAACUCUUUAUGAUCGUCGAAUGAUACGUGAAUUAAAGGCUGCCGGCUUGCAGAAUUUCGAAGCAGGAAAUGCUGAAAGUAUAAAUCCAUAUGUACCGUUAGGUGAUCAGGCCGAUUUACUACCAUAUGACAGCAAGUAUGAAUUUCCGAAAGAACAAUUAAAACUCGGAAGUACACUUGGCUCUGGUGCGUAUGGUGUUGUGCUCAAAGCGAUCGCUCAACAAAUUUUACCCAACGAAGAGAAAAGUACGGUGGCCGUCAAAAUGGCAAAACGAAAUUGUGAGAACGAGGAAAUGCGAGCGCUAGUAAUGGAGCUCAAAAUCCUGAUACAUCUAGGUCAUCAUGAUAACGUAGUGAAUUUACUUGGAGCCGUUACCACAAAUAAAGAAAAACGUGAACUAAUGAUUAUUGUGGAGUACUGUCCAUUCGGAAAUGUUAAAAAAUAUUUGGAAACAAAUCGCGAUCAUUUCAUUAAUCAAAUCGAUGAAGAUACAGAUGAAAUAGAUCCAACAAAAGAAACACAAGAGGAUAGGGAUAUCGAUUCCGAUCAUAGCAGCGAUAGCGGAGGGAAUCUAAAAUGUGUUCUCAGUGAGGGAUACACCAAGAAAAAGUUAGGCGUUUUGUUCAAAAGAGUAGACACAAACGCGAGCGGUUUGUUCUAGACUAGAACUUCUAGUUCAUUUCAAAAUUCAAUCCAAUUUCUUUAGCCAGAAAAAUUAAAAUUAAAUUUAAAUCGCAGAUUCGCAAAGAUUGAUACCAAGCUGCUCAACAGAUUCAGCAGAUCGUCCGUUUUCCACAAUCAAUUUACUUGAAUGGGCACUGCAGGUUGUGCAUGGAAUGCAGCAUUUGGAAUCACGAAACAUUUUACAUGGUGAUUUAGCUGCUCGAAACAUUUUGCUCUGUGAUAAUGGAGUGGUGAAAAUUUGUGAUUUCGGUUUGGCGCGGUCGUUGCAAGAAAGCGGUAUCUAUUUGAAGAAACAUCUUGUAGGAACUGUUCUGUUUUUCCCCUUGAAUACAAAAUGGCAUUUUGAAUAUGUUUGAAAUUAUCAGGGUAAACUGCCGCUCAAAUGGAUGGCUCUCGAAUCGAUUAUGUAUCAAAUCUACACGACAAACUCUGACGCAUGGUCAUUCGGAAUAGUCGUUUGGGAGCUAUUUUCGCUAGGAAAGGAACCAUAUCCUGGCAUUGAGUGUGAUGAUAAUUUCGAAAAAAAAUUGAUGAAUGGUCACCGAAUGGAAAAACCAAAAUACUCCACACAGAUGAUCUUUGAUGAACUGAUGGUGCCUUGUUGGCGUUUAUAUCCUGAAACGCGACCAUCAUUCAAUGAUCUGGAACAAAGAAUUUCCUACAUUUUGCAAGAUGCUACAGAACAACAGAAUCAGUA